AUGAUUAUUCUUUCAUAUAAUAUCCAUGGUGGCGGGAAUCGGGCUAAGCGCAAGAGAGUCAGAUUCCUAAUUCAAAAGGGAGAUGUUGAUCUUUGCUUCAUGCAAGAAACAAAACUUAGUGGAAUUGGUGUGGAAGCGGUUAGAGAGUUGUGGGGAGGUAUUGAUGUUGAAUGGUCUUACUCGGAUGCUACCGGAGCCUCCAGUGGAAUUCUAACUAUGUGGAAGAAAGACUUCUUUUCUCUCAUCUAUAGUUUUAGGGGAGAAGGCUUCCUUGGUCUUUGUGUAGAGAAAGAUGGAAAAAUGAUCUAUUAUGUCAAUGUUUAUGCUUCAUGUGACAAAGUCAUUAGGAGAAGAACAUGGAAGAAUCUUUGUGAGUUCAAGCAUAAUAAAAUCGUUGGAUCUUGGUGCAUUGGGGGUGACUUCAACUCUAUAUCUACUAUUGAUGAAAGAAUUGGUGUUACUUGUAGUGACUAUAGUAGGGACUCAAGAUCUUUCAAUGAAUUCAUAGAGGAAAUGGAGUUGGUGGAUCUUCCCACUAUAGGUGGCAAGUUUACUUGGUUCAAAAGCAACGAGAAGGUGAUGAGUAGAAUCGAUAGAUUUUUAUUAUCGGAGUGCUACAUAGAAGAUAAUAAGGUGGAUGGUCAAUAUAUAGGAGAGAGGGAUGUGUCGGACCAUGCACCCAUUUGGUUGAAAAACAAUAGAAAGGAUUGGGGACCUAAGCCUUUUAAGUUUAACAACUUAUGGCUAAAGCAUGAGGAGUUUGAUAAUUUUGUUAAAGAGGAGUGGAAUCAAAUAGUAGUGAAAGGGAGAGGGGACUAUUUCUUGGUGGAAAAACUUAAAAUCCUUAAAAGUCGGAUCUCUUGGUGGAAUAAAACGAUUUAUGGGUGGAUUGACCUCAAGAUUGACAAAGACGUGAAAGAGAUGAAUUCUUUAGAUAACUUGUUUGUUCAUUUUGCAUGUAAUGUUCCGGAAGAGUUAGUUGAUAAGAGAUUGAAAGUGGUGGAGGACUUUUGGAAUAACCUUAACAAAAAAUAA
Messenger RNA from Vicia villosa (hairy vetch), 1035 nucleotides. RefSeq lists its product as uncharacterized. The record is from RefSeq and is a predicted model, not a curated record. Gene Ontology annotation, molecular function: catalytic activity. Bases 1 to 1035 code for a protein of 344 amino acids. The transcript has a single exon. NCBI's taxonomy places the organism in Eukaryota, Viridiplantae, Streptophyta, Magnoliopsida, Fabales, Fabaceae.